AUGGCACUGUUGUCUCAUAUUUGCUUCUCUCACUUCUCUUCAAAUGCAUUUUCUUCUCCAUCUCUUCGUUCUGGGAAGACCCUUUUGCGGCAUAGGCAUAAUAGUCCUUGUUCCUCAAUGCCUUCUUCUUGGAUAUCGUUGGAUGAGAGUGGUAAACGAUCCAAGAGAGUGUGGAUAUGGACCACCAACAAGCAGGUAAUGACUGCGGCAGUAGAGAGAGGAUGGAAUACUUUCCUUUUCCCAUCACACCAUCGACAUCUUGCUCAUGACUGGUCUUCCAUUGCAGUAAUAUGCCCACUUUUUGUUAAUGAGGGAGAGGUUUUGGAUGAACAGAAUAAAAGGGUAGCCACUAUUUUUGACGUUUCGAACCCAGAGGAACUAGAGGGACUUAGACCAGAGGAUGAACGGGCAGAGAACAUUGUAGUUAAUUUACUAGAUUGGCAGGUAAUACCUGCUGAAAAUAUAAUAGCUGCAUUUCAAAGAAGCCAAAAGACCGUGUUUGCCAUCUCUAAUAAUACAUCUGAAGCUCAGGUGUUUCUUGAGGCACUUGAACAUGGUUUAGAUGGCAUAGUUAUGAAAGUUGAAGAUGUUGAGCCUGUUCUUGAGCUAAAGGCAUAUUUUGACAGAAGAAUGGAAGAAAGCAAUCUACUGAGCUUGACCAAAGCCACUGUGACACAGAUUCAAGUGACUGGAAUGGGGGAUCGUGUUUGUGUAGAUCUCUGCAGUCUCAUGAGACCCGGUGAAGGACUUCUGGUUGGAUCAUUUGCGAAAGGAUUGUUUCUUGUUCACUCGGAAUGCUUGGAGUCAAAUUACAUUGCAAGCAGGCCUUUUCGGGUGAAUGCAGGACCAGUGCAUGCCUAUGUUGCUGUUCCAGGAAACAGAACAUCAUACCUCUCAGAAUUGAACUCAGGAAAAGAAGUGAUUGUGGUUGAUCAGCAGGGUCAGCAACGAAUUGCAAUUGUUGGGCGUGUAAAGAUAGAAAGUAGACCACUAAUUCUAGUGGAGGCAAAGAUAGAAUCAGAUAAUCAAACUAUCAGCAUCCUUUUACAAAAUGCAGAAACUGUUGCAUUGGUUUGUCCCCCACAAGGAAAUAAUACACUGCCAAAAACAGCCAUUCCUGUGACCUCACUCAAAGUUGGAGAUGAAAUUCUGUUGAGAAUACAAGGAGGUGCUCGGCAUACAGGAAUAGAAAUUCAAGAAUUUAUAGUUGAGAAAUGA
Molecule: messenger RNA, 1218 nt
Organism: Sphenostylis stenocarpa
Lineage: Eukaryota; Viridiplantae; Streptophyta; Magnoliopsida; Fabales; Fabaceae
Source: the annotation of a GenBank genome assembly